AUGUCCUUAACCUUGAGAGUGCACCUCAAAAGAUUUCAAAGUUCACUGUCCUCCCAACGUCCUCCCUUUUACACAGUGUUCCCAACCAAAAAACUGGUAAAUCGUUUUUUAUUUGACCUCGACAGUAAGCUGACGUUUGCCAAACUAUACCCAGUUUACGAGUCAAUCUACGAGUCAUUGGCACCAAAUGGGACGCCUGCCCAUGUCCCCUCCUCAUUCCAGGCCGACGACAUCAUGAUAAUGAAGAAAGUAUUGGAAAGGCUACGACGUCGCACCAAGAGCAUCAAUAAGAAUCUGAUUGGAUUGGAAAAUGAAUUACUAGACAGGGCUGCGGAGAUGGGGAAUAAUGAUGCGAUUUCUUCGCUUGCAUUUGACGUUUUGAGAAAUCCUGCGAGGUCUGCGCCGGAGGAUGUGGUUCAUGCCAAGACGCUCAUCAAGCAGCUAUACAAAAUGGGUCACCCAUUGACUAUAAAGCUUACAGGAGAUCUUGCAUUUGACAAUAAUGACCUCCUUAAUGCAGAAAAAUAUUUCAACCAGUUUUUAGAGGUCGAGAUCGACACUAUUCGGGCAGGAGAAGUUUACUGCAAGCUUGGAACAAUUAGCUUCAAAAAACCAGAUUUGCAAGAAGCUGAACGGAAGUUUUUAGAAAGUGUUCGUUUGGCCCCACUAGAAAAUGUAGUGCUGUCUUAUUACCACCUCGCACAGUUGUAUAUGGACUCUGAACCGGUAAAGGCGCGAUCGUUAAUGGAGAGUGCAGCAAGUGAAGGGUUUAAAGAAUCUUUUCAAAUGUUGGGAUUUCUAGAAAUGAACUACUUUCAUGAGUAUCAAAAAGCUCUUCAGUGGUUUAAACUGGGGAUGGAGUUAUACGACAUUGAGUGUUUCAUAGGCUAUUUUGAUUGCUCACUAAAGCUGAAUGCCCCAAGGCGUGCGAAGAAUUGCCUAGAUAGCAUGUCCAAAUUGUCCAAGACAAAUGAAUCGUCUGCUGCUGUUUUCCAGAGUUUUUUGAAUUCCCGGCAGGCUCAGAUUACAAGACUCAAAUCUUGUUUAACGGAUCCGUUCUUCAAAUAUUCUCCUGAGAAGCACAGUGGGGAGAUUACAGCUGUAUCUGAGAAAAACCGAUGGGAACUGUAG
Messenger RNA from Lachancea dasiensis, 1131 nucleotides. Lineage: Eukaryota; Fungi; Ascomycota; Saccharomycetes; Saccharomycetales; Saccharomycetaceae. The record is from the annotation of a GenBank genome assembly.